AAAACGCCGUUUAGUCCGUUGAAAUCGAGGAUUCCUUUCCCUCCCUUUUCCUGUUAGGACAGAAAAUAUUGUGCUCUGGUUAUCCAGACAACACAAGCGAGUUAUUGAGUUUUGGAGUGACUGUUGUUACUACGAUUGGAGCUUGCUUUCAGAGCAAGGAAGAGUUGGAAUUCCGUCUUCUAUCAAACGCUGCAUCGUGGGAGCUCGAGAGAGAGAAGGAGACCGAGCGCUACUCGAGGGAGGGGCCAGGGCUACGCUGCAACUCAGGGGGCCCCGCUGCGAAGGUCUCUCUCUUUCUCUCCGUGGAUUGCAGUUAUCGGGCUUCUUUCUGCAUUCGUCUAUAUUCAAAAUGUAUGGUGGUGAUGAGGUUUCUGCCAUUGUCCUUGAUCUGGGUUCUUACACAUGCAAAGCUGGAUAUGCUGGGGAAGAUGCUCCAAAGGCAGUGUUUCCAUCUGUUGUUGGUUCCAUUGAGCAUGCAGGAACAACUGAUUCUGUCAAACCUGAGAAGGAUUCAGAUUCCCUGUCAGAUUCGAAGAAUGGCACCAAACCAGCAGAUUCUGAUAAGUCCAAGAAAAAACGCAGUCUUUAUGUUGGAACACAAUCUUUGGGAUACCGCAGGGACCAUAUGGAGGUUAUUUCACCUUUUAAAGAUGGUGGUGUUGUAGACUGGGACAUUGUUGAUAACAUAUGGGAACAUGCUUUCAGGGAGCGUUUGUUGAUUGACCCCCAAGAGCAUCCGAUGCUACUUGCAGAACCUUCUUCUAAUACACAGCAACAGAGGGAGAGGACCGCAGAACUUAUGUUUGAGAAAUACAAGGUUCCGGCUUUGUUCCUUGCGAAAAAUGCUGUUCUUACAUCCUUUGCUUCUGGACGUGCUACUGCUUUGGUUGUUGAUAGUGGUGGUGGUUCUACGACAGUGUCCCCUGUGAGCGAUGGUUACGUUCUUCAAAAGGCAGUAGUUUCAUCUCCAAUAGGAGGAGAGAUUCUAACUGAAUGUAUGAUGAAGAGUUUGGAAAGCAAAGGAAUCACUAUAAGACCUAGAUAUUCUUUCAAGAGAAAGGAAGUGCGGCCAGGAGAAUUUCAGACUAUAGACCUUGAUGUUCCCAACACAACAGAAAGUUACAAGCUAUACUGCCAGAGGGUAAUCGCAAGUGAUAUAAAAGAAUGUGUAUGUCGGGCACCGGAUUCUGCUUAUGAUGAAAGUGCAUAUGCUAACAUUCCAAUGACGCCAUAUGAGCUACCUGACGGACAGACUAUUGAAGUUGGUGCUGACAGAUUCAAGAUUCCAGAUAUUCUGUUUAAUCCGUCUCUAAUCCAGACGAUACCUGGGAUGGAGAGCCUUGCAGAUUCCUUACCUUCUAUACGUGGCCUUCCUCAAAUGGUUAUUGAGAGCAUUAAUAAGUGCGACGUGGACAUACGGAGGGAUUUGUUUAGUACUGUGUUGCUGUCUGGUGGUACUGCUUCAAUCCAACAAUUGAAGGAACGACUUGAAAAGGACGUGGGUGAGGAGGCUCCUCAGGCUGCACGUGUUAAGGUGUUGGCAAGUGGCAAUGCAACAGAAAGACGGUUCAGUGUCUGGAUUGGCGGGAGCAUUUUGGCCUCACUUGGUUCAUUCCAGCAAAUGUGGUUCUCAAAGGCUGAGUACGAGGAACAUGGAACUGCAUAUAUUCAGAGAAAAUGUCCAUGAGAAACAUCUUUAUAUAUUCAGUUAAACUAAGCACCUUCAUCCUUGUUUAUGGGAGUGAGGAAGCAAAUGAUCGUGUACCAUUAUGAAGCUAGGGCAUUAUCGCAGCACAUCAAUGGAGAUGUUGUGAACAAAAAUUCAGAGAAAAUGUCCAUGAGAAACAUCUUUAUGUAUUCAGUUAAACCAAGCACCUUCAUCCUUGUUUAUGGGAGUGAGGAAGCAAAUGUUCGUGUACCAUUAUGAAGCUAGGGCAUUAUUGCAGCAUUGCAGCACAUCAAUGGAGAUGUUAUGAACAAAAAUUCAGUUGCGAACUCAGGCUGCACCAAUGUUCGCUUUUAUUUAUUCCAGUUUUAAAUUAUGGAGCACAUAGUGGAAACUUCAAUUCACAGAAUUGCUUUCACCAUACUUACACAUUCUAUCUGGCACCAUGGGGUUGUUUGGCAAUGAAAACAAUAACAAACCGUUCCAUCUGGCAUUCUUAAAAAUUGAGAAAAAUUCAUGGAACACUUUUUUGAGACA
This is a messenger RNA of Nymphaea colorata (pocket water lily), 2203 nucleotides long. RefSeq names its product actin-related protein 4. Gene Ontology annotation, cellular component: NuA4 histone acetyltransferase complex; SWI/SNF complex. The transcript has 21 exons. NCBI's taxonomy places the organism in Eukaryota, Viridiplantae, Streptophyta, Magnoliopsida, Nymphaeales, Nymphaeaceae. The record is from RefSeq and is a predicted model, not a curated record. The coding region runs from base 350 to 1687 and encodes 445 amino acids. Gene Ontology annotation, biological process: regulation of transcription by RNA polymerase II. Gene Ontology annotation, molecular function: chromatin binding.